AUGGCAACGAAACGUGACCUCGAAGUAGAAGAGAUCAACACCGUUACACUCUCUGAUGUUGUGGUAAAAUCGGGUAAAUCUCAACAACAUAUCACCGGUGUGAAGGAGUUAAGUGGAGGCCUGCUUGUAAAUGGAAACAUUGAUUUGAUGCAGAUGAAUGGCGUGGAUAUGAUGGAACUGAACAGAACGGUUGUUUGGAAGGACAGACCUGCUACAUUUGGACAAAGUCUGGUUAUCGAGAACUUGGUAGAAUCAGAAGCUUCGGUUACUGUACAAGGAACGGUCAACGGCCUGGGGCUUCAUGACCUUGAUUACGAGGUCUCGAACAUCAUGUCCUACAUCAAGGCCCAAAGUGAAAAGAUGACCGACCUGAGCACCAGAUUCACGAACGUCCAAAAUGACAAUGAUCGUCUGACAUGUGGUUUGUACGAGAAAAUGUCUUACGGAGAGAACGUUGGGAAACAACUCGUUGAAUUUGCAGGGAAGUUAACUCAUGGACAGUGGGGAGAUAAUUAUAUUGUAGCAGUAAGGGACUGUGGCCUGGUCUGUACAUGCAAUGCAAGAUCUGCGGUGUACCAGGUUGCAGAUGACGGGAGCCUGCAGCAUAAUGUUACCAUCAGUGAUCACUCUGUAUUCGUCUUCAAAAGCAGUAAUCACAAAGGGACAAGGCUUGAGCAUGGAUGUUUUGGCCAAAUAGGGUUCAGCACAUUCAAAAUAAAGAACAAUGAUACACAAGUUAUCACGGAUGACACAUUGGGCUUGGUCGCUGACGUUGCGUCCUUUACGUCAGAGGAUAAUGGAGUAAUUCAGACGUAUUUCGUCACUGUCGGUCGCAUGGCUGAUGUGACAGAUUCAACGGAGACAACGCUGGUCACGGCACUACGGCUAGAGGAAAACCAGUUAGUCAAGGUUUGGUCAACACACACACACAGCAGUGCCUCGACAGUAGACAUGGCAAAGGUCAAUGAUCGAUGGUACAUGUUGGUAGCAAAUACUGCGACAGGGAAUAGCACUAGUGAUCCUUAUACUGCAAAGUCGCUUGUAUAUGGUUGGUUCCCGUCUGAGGAAAAGUUCUUAGUGCAAGGAGAGUACAUGGGAGAUCACGUGACGUCAGCAAUAUUCCUGAGUUCGAGUUACCCAGUACAGGAACACUUCUUCACUUUAGCUCAGUUAAAGGCUGCUGACUUUUCUUCCUUUGAAGAUAAUGUGAAAUAUACAACAAAAGUUCUGGUAUUCAGAUUCGACGAACAUACGUCCAAGUUCAAGCCAUACGAAUCUCUAGCUUCAUACGGGGUCGUUGCGCAGGAAGAGAUGCGAAUUGGAGAUGACCUGUACUUGUUGCUUCUCUCGGAGCAAACACGCACACUGGACGUUUAUGAAUACAUAUUCUCUGAAGUUAGUACAGUUCCCAGUGCCCAAUGCCCAGUGCCCAAUGCCCAGUUCAUGAUUUCAGAUGAAUCGGCAAUAGUUGUCUUUAAGUGUAUGCUAAAUGUUUUUUUUCUUUCUUUCUUUCUUUUCAGGGUUUCCGGCUUUACCAACAAAUUUCGGUGUGCAAUAGUCCUGUUGACCUGCAGAAGAUGGAAGCCAAAAACAGACCUCUGGAAUGUGAAAAUCAAGAUCGGUCACGGGGGCCUGCUGUUAGACUCCUUGCUGGUGGAGUACAUGCAGGGAUCAAAGGCCAUAAUCCGUAUUAGUGGGGCAUCGCCAUGUGACAAGAGUAGCAUCAUUAGUAUUCCAAAUCAAAACCAACAGUCCAAAGGAAAAAUACUUUCCGGCCAAUUCAAGGAAUGUGAAAAUCAAGAUCGGUCACUGGGGCCUACUGUUAGACUCCUUGCUGGUGGAGUACAUGUGAGGCCAGUUGAGUUAGGCUACAAUAUACCCAAUAUAGCUUACAUCAAGUACCCAGUUGCACAAAAACGAAUACUUAGUCCACGAGCUUUUGCAAAUGCUAUUUAG
This is a messenger RNA of Penaeus indicus, 1956 nucleotides long. RefSeq lists its product as uncharacterized. The record is from RefSeq and is a predicted model, not a curated record. The transcript is spliced from 15 exons. NCBI's taxonomy places the organism in Eukaryota, Metazoa, Arthropoda, Malacostraca, Decapoda, Penaeidae. The coding region runs from base 1 to 1956 and encodes 651 amino acids.